AGGGAAGCGCUCUGACGCUGUCCCGAGCCGCCGCGAGGGGGAGCGGAGUUGAAAAGCUACGGCAGCCCCCAGAGGAUCAAGAGCUGCCCGAGCAGCUGCUGGGUGGCGGGUAACGGCCGCUGUCUCCUUCUUUGUUUUGGGUCCUUUUCCAUCCCUUAUCUUCGCACGCUGAUCGCUACCCGCAGUGCUUAACCCGGCAGCCAUGGAAGAGCGUCAGGCCGAUGACCCCCUGCGGCGCGGGGUCCCGGACUCGCCGAAGCGAUGAGGGUGUAGGGGGCGCUAAAGCUACCUUCCGCUCACCCUCCUGCCCUGCUCCUCCGCCCUCCCUACUUUGCUGUGGACCACCCCUGCCCACCCCAGCCUGCAGACUCGAUUAUUCUUUAACUUCCCUCUCCCCUCCUCCAGCCCCGCCUCGGAGCAGUAGCUGCCCGCCCCAUAGGGGGCGCUGCUGAGGAAGCUGUUGGUCCUCAUGCCAUCCCGCGGCUCCAUGCGGAGGAGGAAUAGGAGCCCCUGAGAAAGACGAAGAGACUAGGGGCACGGGCUCGUCCUCCGCCCGCCCCCGCCUCCAGCUGUGCGUUUUCCGUCCUCCCUCUAACCCCCUGACUCUCCAAAAUGUGGCAGAGCGUGGGGUUGACCCUGCUGGUGAUCGUAGCUACGCUGCUCUGCGUUCUGCUCUUCAUGCUGUGCGGUUGGUAUGUCGUUUGGCAUCUGUUUUUGUCCAAAUUCAAGUUCCUCAGAGAACUAAUAGGAGACACAGGAUCCCAACAGGGAGAUAAUGAGCCUUCAGAGUCGGAAGCAGAGCCGGAGACUCCACCCACUCCCCAGAGGAUCAGAUCCAAAACUGUUUGGCAUCGGAGGCCACCUGUAGAAGAAACUUCGACCUAACAUAGCAGCACCUGGGCAUUUCUCUUUAAGAAAUGAUGAAAGGUGGUUGCUUCUAUGUGACUGAAUGGUUUUAGGAUUUAUUGAGAUUCUGAUUAAAGAACUUGUAUUCUUGGAUUUUCAAAACUACUUUAGGCAAUUAGAAGAGGUUUGCAUGAAAGCCAUAUAGAAAUAAAGGGAAUAAAAACCAAACUAGACCAUUGCAAGUUUUUCCAUCUUAAAAAAGUAGCCAUGUGUACCACUUCCUGUUUCUUUGAUUUAUUUCCUUCUACUAGUCUGACUAUGAUAAAUGUAAAAGGCAUCAAGUAGUUUUCUUUAUAGUACAAAAAUUAUUUAUUAGCAAACUUAAUUUGAAACUUUAUUGAUUAUUCUUUUAAAAAUAUAUUUUUUUUCUAUGUGAUUUAUUAAAAAACCCUUGAUCACCUACCUGGAAAUUAUUUCUUAGAUUACAGCUUUUAUAUGGAAGAACUUCAUGCUAAAUUCAUUAGUUGUGGAGAUAGUAGUCCUUAAAAUACAGUGAGAUGAUUGCAAAGGUCUUUUUUUUUUUUUUUUUUUUUUUUUUUUUUUUUUUUUUGGAGAGAAAAGAAGGUUAGAUAAUGGUAGAAAGAAUUAAAACUUGCAUACAUAAACAAUGAUUGUUACUAGGCUUCCAUGUUUAUCUUAGAAGAACUUUAGACAUGGUAUUUGCCACAGAUAAAAAGGUUUAUGGGUUAAUUAUCUUCACUGUUUAUUUUCCUCAAUUGUCACUUGCCUCGUUCAAGUAUUAAUAACAUAUCCACCCCACUAUAUAAUGUCUUUUUUAUAUUACAUGUUUGGUACCAAAUAUUUUUUUUCUUUUUCCUCUCAAACUAGUUAUUUUCAAUUUUUACAAAACUUCACCCUGCUUUAAUCUUUUAUAGUUUUGUGGAAUUAUUUGGGUAGUUCAUGUUUCAUGAUGAUGAUAUACUUCUUUAAUGGUGCAGUUAAUGAUUCCUGAAUAUUGUAUACAAGUUUUGUCAGUGUAAUUAAUUACAUUUUUUUUAUUGUGGCUAUUCAGGAAUUCUGAAAGAAGAUCGAUCCAAAGACUAUUAUCCCAAAUCUUGGGGGAAAGAUAACCUUGGAAUUUAUAUUUUGGGACAAUCUGCCUUGUUUAGAUAAUCCCUUGGUUGAUGUCUUACUUUUUGUGUUACUAGUGUCAAAACACUCUUUCUGAACAGGUAAACAUACAAAUCAUUAAUCCUACAUUUGAGGGGUGACUUGUGUAAAGCACAAGGGAAGCAGUAAAAUAAUCACCCUAAUAAAACCUUUAAUUCUGAGAAAAAAAUGAUUAAAUUGAAAAUUUUAUAAUUAAAUUCUAAUAACUAAAUUCUUCAUUGACUAUACUUAGCUGAGAAACACUAAAUAGCUAGUAAGCUUCCUUUCCUGCUAGUAUUAUUGUAGAAUGAAUGUCUUGACUCUUCCUUGAAAAUAAUAAAACUAUCACUCCAAAGUAAUUGCUUCCACAUCAAGUAUUUUUGUGGGGAGAGAGGGAAAGAGAAGAAUGGUAAGGGAGGAUACUAUGUUCAGACACUUAUGUUAUAAUUAUGUUUAGUUUUUUCAGGGUUAUACUUUUUAGGAGAUUUUGUACUUAACCUUUUUUAUAUUAGGUUAGAAGGAGGGAAUUCACAAAAGCAUUGAUAUUCCAACCCUUGCCCUCCUCAUUGUCAUAAAAAUUGAAUUGGCCUUGCUAUUCCUAAAGCUACCUGUUCUACUUUUGGGCCAGCUUUGUUAUUAGGAGGCUUAUCCUUCAGUUAUCCAGUAUUUAGUUUGUCAGUAUAAUUUUGUGGAAAGGGAAUCACUGAUGUAGGUAAUAUAAAAUUCCUCUAGCUAUAAGCUGAUGUUGAUUGGUUUGUUAUUUCAAGAUGUUAAGAUACUCACAUUUCUGAGGUCACAGUGUAACUUAAUUGUGUUUUCCUAGCUUUUUUUCCCACAUGAUGAGUGAACCUUCCCCCCCACCCCCCCAGAACUAUCCAUUUUUAAAGGAAGUAUCACACUUCUAUAUUAGAACAUAAAACAGCUUUUAAGCAUUCAGAACACAUUUUAAGCCUUUUUCUUAAAUGAAAUGGAAAGAGAAAUGGAUAGCAAAUCUUAUAUGCUUAGUGUGGAGUAUUAUACUUUCUAAUUCUGUUGGCAAUUCUUUUUUUUAUCUGAAUAAUUCACUCCUACUGUAUUUUAAGAAAUCUUUUAAGAAGUACAGUAGGAAUAGCCCAUAAUCAUUUUCAAGUUUCAAAAGUUUUGUUGCUGUAAAAUAUGUAAAUCAGAAUAUAAUAUUUCUUCAUUAAUUGAAUUCUUGUAUGUUUAGCAUGAUGGUGACUUUGAACCAAAAAUUCAAUUUCAUAAGAAAACAGACGCUGAUUCUAGAACUAAUUUUUUUUUUUUUUUAAAUCAAGUGUAUAGUACUAUGGAGAGUAAUUCUGUAGUUAAGAACUCAAAGCUUUGUCUUUCCUUGACUCUAUCCCCAAAUAUUCCUCUUCCUUCUACCUAAAAGGGAUAUGUGUAACUUUGUAGAUUAGGUAGUUAUUUGAAUAAAGAUUAGCCAAAUCAGUUGCAAUGCUGUGAACUAGAUGCCAAUAACACUAAUCCUUUGAAUAACACUGUUAAAUGAUGCUCUUGAUCUUUAUAGUAAGCUAAUGUUAGUACUCAUAGAAUUUGAAAUUUUUCUAAUGAACUUAAUAAUGAAGAUAUAAAUGCAUUACAGGAAUAUGAGAGAGAACCAGUUCAGAGACUUUUUGGCCAGUGUCCUGUGACACUUAACUGUAUCAGACUGCUCUGUAAGUUCACAAAAACACGUCAAGGUUCUAUUAUAGUACAAGUGUAGAACUUCAUGAAGUCUAGAGUUCUGAAGAACAUAUUAUGCUUUUAGAAUAUCUUGACAUUUUUACCAAAAUACAUUUUGUAAAAUGUAAAACAUAGCUCAUCUUUUUAUUUUUAACAAAAAAAAAAAAAUCUUAAAUACAGAUCACCUAAAUCAGUGGUAUAAUCUUUAAAAAAUGGCAUUUGUCUUAAAAAAAAAAAAAGUAUGCCUUAGUGUUAUACCCCAUUUAGUGAAUGUAAUUUUAGGUUUUUGUUUGACAGACUUCAAAUAUUUCCUUAUUUGAAGUUGCCUCAAUAACGUGAACAGCAAUCACAAUACAUACUGUAUAAAGCAGUUAUUGGAAUAGGUUUUUGCUAUGAAGUCUAAAUUAAACACUGGGUAUUAUCUGCUUUCAAUGAUUAGAUAAAUUAUGGUUUCAAACCUAGAAAGCAUAAAGAGUUUUGUUCUCUUUUAAAACUAUUAGUAGAGGGUUUAAAUAAAAAUAUGUUAACAAGUACUUGCUGACUUUUAUUUUAUGGUGAAUGUUUAACAUAUCCAAAAGCUUAAUGCUAUGCAGCUCAUUCACCAAAUACUGCUGCUGUGGCUACUUAAACAGUAAAUACUGUGUGAUGUGCUGCAAAACAUUGUCAACCUGCUGCUUGAUGUUAGGUUUACAUUGAAUUAGAUUUGUGUUUUAUUAUAGUACCUUUUUGUACAAAGAUAUAUCACAUCUUUUGGAAGUUAUGAGGAAUGUGUAUAAAUGGUUAUUUUGCCUCUUCAGUGUUCAAAGUGAUAACUGUUAGAUAUUGUACCUGAUGCUUUUGUGGUUUGUCUUUAUCAUGUUUCUUUCAACUGUUUCAUUUUAAACUGACUUUACAUAAAAUAAAUAAAAAUGGAAAGUAACUAAAUAAUGUAGAUGUCUAAAAUCCUUAAGGUACAAUGAAUAAAUGGUGGGUUUAUUCAUUGGUCCUAGAAUAAUUUGAAAUCUUGGUUCUUAGUCCUAGAAUUAUCUGAAAAUUGCUUUUAGUGUAAUCACUUUAUUAGAUAGUGCUGGUGGUUUAGCUAACCUAGCCUUGAUAGUUCUUGGUAAACCAAAAAACAAACAAACAAAAAAACAAUCCCAGGGUAGUCCAGGCUGAAGACUAUUACUACAUCAAUCAACUAUAGGACUUUAUAUAAUUUGUUGAAAUAAUACUUUAUUAUUUACUGCAUUUCUAUUAAUGAAAUUGGCAGCUACUGUCAGAUAAGAGAUAGCAUCUUAGAUAUAAACAAGAGACUAUAACCAUAUAACUGAAGGGACUCAAGUUUAUAGUUAUUUAUAUGGCACAUCAUUUUAUUCAUUGAAGUUCACUUAUGUUUUCUCAUUCAUCACAGUUGCCUUAUGUGGUAAGUAGGACAGAUAUUAUCCCUACUUUAUUGGUAAGAACUUUUGGGAUUUUAUUUUCAAAUGACUUGGCCAAAGUUAGGUGCAAUAUACCAUAUUGGAAAUGGAUGUUAAAGAUAAAUGAAUCCAGGUUUUAAAAUAGGGGACCAUAUAAAAAAAAUCUCAAGUAUAUGGUCCACAAUAUUGACUUCAAUCUCUCAUUGAUACAAGCUAUCAAACAUGACACAGGACAAUAAUGGUAGUAGUGAUGGAUAGUUUAAGACCUGAUGGUCUCCAAGUUAUCUGAUCUGUGCUCACUAAUUAGGCAAAAAUAUUUCAGUAAAACUCUUAGGCUUUUUGCAUCUUAUCAGUCAGAAUCUAUGCUAACACCCAAGUCAUUUUACAUUUGAGAAAAGUGAAGGAUUAGAUGGCUUGUCCAUGUUCACAAAACUAUUCGCAUACAAAAUUAAGAAGCAAUUCACAAUGUAUUUACUGUGAUUUUUAAUAUUGUGUAUCUUAAUAAAAUAGGACUCUUGUUGAGAA
Molecule: messenger RNA, 5600 nt
Organism: Antechinus flavipes (yellow-footed antechinus)
Lineage: Eukaryota; Metazoa; Chordata; Mammalia; Dasyuromorphia; Dasyuridae
Gene: SMIM13
Product: small integral membrane protein 13
Exons: 2
Coding region: 613-885 (90 amino acids)
Source: RefSeq, a predicted model, not a curated record